AUGACGCACCAGCUGCCGCCGAACCUGCUGCGCCUCUUUGCGCCGCGGCCGCCGCUCGAUGCCGCCGAGCCGCUGCCGCUCGACCGCGACCCCGCCGCGCCGCCGCGCCGCUCGCGCCGCGUGCCGCCGCUGCAGGGCGUCGCCGCCUUCCUCGAGCGCGCCAAGCAGGAGGCCGCCGACAAGGGCGAGGUCACCGAGCAGGACGGCGAGUUCACACACGCCGAGCAGACGAAGCGCGAGAUGCGCCGCGAGGAGCGCCGCAAGAAGCACGAGGAGGCACGCAAGCGCGGCGAGGCCGAGUUCAACCCGGCCAAGGACCCAGAAGCCAUCGGCGACCCCUUCACCACGCUCUUCCUCUCUCGGCUCCCCUAUGACCUGUCGGAGAAGGAGCUCACGCGCGAGUUCGAGGUGUACGGGCCGAUCGAGCGGCUGCGGAUUGUGCGCGACAAGGAGGGCAAGUCGCGCGGCUAUGCCUUUGUCGUGUACGAGCGGGAGCGUGACAUGCGGACUGCAUACAAGGAGGCGGAGGGCAUCAAGAUUGGCGGGCGCCGCAUCAUGGUCGACGUGGAGCGGGGCCGGACAGUCAAGGACUGGAAGCCGAUGCGGUUGGGCGGCGGCCUCGGCGGCGCCACGCGCAAGAAGAAGGAGGUGGCGCCGCCGCCGGACAUGAUGUUCGGCGGUGGCUUCCGCGGCGGCUUCCGCGGUGGAUUCCGGGGUGGCUUCGGCGGACGGGGCGGCGGCUUUGCUCCGCGCGGCGGCUUCGCGCCACGAGGCGGCUUUGGAGGCCCACCGGGCGGUGGCUACGGCGGUCCGCCGGGCGGCGGCUUCGGCGGUCCGCCAGGUGGCUUCGCACCACGAGGAGGCUACGGCGGCGCACCGCCGGGGCGAGGCGGCUUUGCGCCAAGGGGAGGCUAUGGAGGCCCGCCGGGCCCUGGCGGCGACGGCGGCGGGUACGGAGGGCCACCGCAGGGCGGACCGCCGGCAGCUGGCUACGGUGGAGGGUACGGCGGCCCGCCGGCCGGAGGACCGCCCAACGGCGGCGGCUACGGGCACAGCGACGGCCCGCCGGCCAAGCGCGGGCGCUACUAAAACGUCUGCAGGCGGCGUCGUGCUGGAUCUGGAAGCGCCAUCGCCCGGCAGAUGGACACGUCACACACACACUCAGAGGCACGCGGCGAUCAUGCAGGCCGCGUGCGCGGUAAUGCUCAUGCCUAUUCCAGCCGC
This is a messenger RNA of Tilletiopsis washingtonensis, 1224 nucleotides long. RefSeq names its product RNA-binding domain-containing protein. Lineage: Eukaryota; Fungi; Basidiomycota; Exobasidiomycetes; Entylomatales. Gene Ontology annotation, cellular component: U1 snRNP; U2-type prespliceosome; precatalytic spliceosome. The record is from RefSeq and is a predicted model, not a curated record. The transcript has 7 exons. The coding region runs from base 1 to 1089 and encodes 362 amino acids. Gene Ontology annotation, biological process: mRNA splicing, via spliceosome. Gene Ontology annotation, molecular function: U1 snRNA binding; mRNA binding.